Molecule: messenger RNA, 435 nt
Organism: Brugia pahangi
Lineage: Eukaryota; Metazoa; Nematoda; Chromadorea; Rhabditida; Onchocercidae
Source: the annotation of a GenBank genome assembly
AUGUCAACGAUGAAUAAUACACUUCCUAACAAUCAAGGAGACCAUUACAGUUGUUCGGACGAAGUCGUCCCUGAAUCGCUUCAGGGCGAAUCAACAGCUGAACUUAUGGCAGACCUUUCUCUCAGAGAAAAAGAAAAAAAUCUGAGUGCAGUUUACCUGAACGAGCGUCAGUCUGUACUAGAAAAGUUCAUCAGUUGGACGGAUCAAGAUCAGGUGGAUUUCGUCAAAACUCUUAUCCGUAGUAUGUGCCAUGAUCAACACGGACAAAUAGAUGCAUUUUUGAAACCUAUUUUGCAGCGAGAUUUCAUCGCCUUCUUACCAGAUCGACUAGCAAGGUAUGUUUUAUCCUUCCUUGAUGCUCGUUGGCUGAAUUCAAGUGAAAAAGUCGUACUUGGCGGCAAAUCAUAUCGCACGGAAAGCUGUGGCGCCGAUUGA